Molecule: messenger RNA, 1401 nt
Organism: Mercenaria mercenaria
Lineage: Eukaryota; Metazoa; Mollusca; Bivalvia; Venerida; Veneridae
Exons: 2
Coding region: 1-1401 (466 amino acids)
Source: RefSeq, a predicted model, not a curated record
AUGAAUAAAAAGGAAUUUUCGUGUGUUAUUUCAAAAGCUCUUGAUACCAUGAAAUAUGGAUAUGACGACAUUAAAAUAAGAGCGAAACUAUACAGAUUGUGUGAGACAAUAAUGAAUAAAUCAGAGGAUAUAGAAGAAUUGAUCUCUAUACUAGCAGGUAGCAAAGCUGAGGGAGUUUCCUUUGCUGAAGAUCCAGACAGUGAUACUGAUUUUAUGUUGGUGAAAAAACAAUGCAUCUGUUGUGAUAAUUUACAUCCCUAUGACAAUGGUCCUGAAAAGAUGAUACUUCUAACGGUGAGAGAUAAUACUGCUCCUGGUUAUACCAAGCUGAAAUGUAAAGGUUCAGACAUGGACAAGAUUACUAAUAUAAUGCCUGAUUUAAUAAUCCAAAAUGUCGAAGGUCAAAACUUUGUUGGUCAUUUACUUGAUACUUCUAACUUUAAUGAUAGUGAUGAUGAUGAUAAUGAUGAUGAUUAUGAAAAUAGUUUCAUCGUCUCAGGGCCUGCUUUCACAGCUGCAUGCUCUGUAUCUAAUGACAAUGCAAAUAGCUUUAUUUGUCCUAUAAUAUCGUUUUCAUGGGAUUUUGCAUUAGCCGUUGAAUUCACCUGUACUGAUCAUCUACAGAAGUGGAAGGAACGUAAGAGGUUUAACAGCUGGCCGGGAAAGGACCUAAUUGAAGAAAUAUCUCAGAUGACAGGACAUGUUGUUCCUGUAGGCAAUAAGGGAAGAGAGAGCGCUCACCUAGAAUGGAGAAUCACUUACACGGAAGCCGAGUUGAAAUUGAUACAUUCAUUAAAUGAAAUACAAAUUAAACUCUACAUUCUCCUUAGAAUGGUGGCAAAGAAAAUUCUAAAACCUAUAUGUGCUGAGAUAUCAUCUUACAUCAUGAAAAACGUAUUGUUCUGGUUUGUUGAAAGAAGUCCGUCAUACAGAUUUCAGCAUGAACAUUUGAUAGGUAUACUUCAUUUAGCACUGAGGUCAUUGCAACGUUGUAUACACAGAAAACGCUUGUCUAACUAUAUGAUACCAGAACGAAAUAUGUUCGCCAGGAGAUUUAGUGACGUCAUUAAAGUUCAACUGGUUGAAGAACUUCACAAAUUGCUCUAUGUACAAGGACUACCUUUUGUUCUAGGUCAAGACGAAUUCGGACCCCUUAGUGUUGCUGUGAAACAUGUCAUGCUCUUCUCGAAACGUGAACAUUCAGAGGUUUCUCAAUCUGCAUCUAAUCUUUCAAUUAAUACUCAGCAACUUCUGCAGGAAAUGUUUGAAAAAGCAAAUGAAAUGCAGAAUCAAAUUAAAACCACUGGUGCACUGCUUCCUGUGCUGAAUAACGAUCCUGUGAGGUUUGAGGACUCUGUAACAAGAGCAACAUCCCCAUCAUCAAAGGUGAUUGGGGGAUAA